AUGUUGGAGCAUAAUCACACAUUGCCUGCCGAGUUUGUAUUUGUUGGAUUCACAGACUACCUCCCCGUUAGAAUCACCCUGUUUGUGGUCUUCCUUGUAGUGUAUACAUUAACUGUGGCAGGAAAUUUGGGCUUAAUAAUCUUAGUUAAUAUGGAUCCCAGCCUCCGAAACCCCAUGUAUUACUUUCUGAGCAACUUGUCCUUCUUAGACAUCUGCUACUCUACAACAAUAGCUCCGAAAAUGCUGGCAAACUUCCUAGCCUCCAGAAAACGCAUCUCCUUCCACGGCUGUGCCCUGCAGAUGUUCUUCUUUGCCUGCUUUGCAGAUGCUGAGUGCCUCACCCUGGCUGCCAUGGCCUACGACCGCUAUGCGGCCAUCUGCCAGCCGCUGCUCUACUCUGCCCUGAUGUCCCCCAGGGUCUGCCGUGGCCUCGUCCUGUUGGCCUACAUCAGUGGAAGUGUCACCUCACUGGUGCACGUUUCCCUGGCAUUUAGGCUUUCCUAUUGUGGCUCCAAUGUGGUUGAUCAUUUCUUUUGUGACAUCCCACCACUUCUGUCUCUGUCCUGUGAAGAUACCUCCAUCAACCAACUUCUGCUCUUCACCUUGUGUGGCUUUAUCCAGAGCAGCACCUUUGUGGUGAUAUUCAUCUCUUACGCCUGCAUCCUCAAGAGCGUGCUGCACAUCAAGUCUUCUGGCAGCAGAAGUCAAACCUUCUCCACCUGUGCUUCCCACCUCGUGGCGGUGACCCUGUUCUACGGGACACUCCUGUUCAUGUACUGUCGCCCGGCCGCCAGCUACUCCCCUGCCUUGGAUAAAGUGGUUGCGGUGUUUUACACCGUUGUCUUUCCCAUGUUUAAUCCGAUCAUCUAUAGCUUCAGGAACAAGGAUGUGAAAAAGGCACUUAAAAAACUAUUUGAAAGAGAGUGGAUUUUCAGAUGA
Messenger RNA from Chinchilla lanigera (long-tailed chinchilla), 939 nucleotides. RefSeq names its product olfactory receptor 5AS1-like. Gene Ontology annotation, biological process: sensory perception of smell; G protein-coupled receptor signaling pathway. Gene Ontology annotation, cellular component: membrane. Lineage: Eukaryota; Metazoa; Chordata; Mammalia; Rodentia; Chinchillidae. The transcript has a single exon. The record is from RefSeq and is a predicted model, not a curated record. Gene Ontology annotation, molecular function: odorant binding; G protein-coupled receptor activity; olfactory receptor activity. Bases 1 to 939 code for a protein of 312 amino acids.